Alternaria postmessia is the source of this 963-nucleotide messenger RNA. RefSeq lists its product as uncharacterized. The coding region runs from base 1 to 963 and encodes 320 amino acids. The transcript has 2 exons. The record is from RefSeq and is a predicted model, not a curated record. Lineage: Eukaryota; Fungi; Ascomycota; Dothideomycetes; Pleosporales; Pleosporaceae.
AUGACAAACUUCCGCCUUCUUGAUCUUCCGGCGGAGCUCCGAUACCAUGUGUACUCUUUCUUGAUCCCAAAUGAUAUGGUCAUCACAUUUGAAAAUUGUGGUUGGUUGAGGAGCGGCGAGCCUGACUGGACCACAUAUGGCAUCCGAAAGGGUGAAGACGUUCCUAGCAGGAUAGGUGGAAACCCCUUCUACAAAAACACAUUGGUGCGCCGCUGGAACCAUAUCACGGUCGAGACGCAGCUAUUUCGGGUGAGCAAGUUCGUUUCCAACGAGGCGCUAUCGGUUCUGUAUGGACUGAAUACCUAUAAUUUCACUGUCCAUGGGCAAACCAUGUGGCCAAAGUCACUACGGAGUCCGUUCGUCUUCGGACCUCUUGGUCAUCCCGAUCGACUCCCAUUGUUACGCAAUCUGCGGCGUAUUCAUAUCGAGGUAGUUCCCGAUAUCAACAGCCAUUGGGCCGUCAAGCGUCAGCGGUCACGACUAGAGUACCUUGUCGAAAUCCUAAAAGAGUAUGCAGAUGAUAGCGACCAGAAAUCUCUAUUGGAAGACCUGAAGGUCGAUUUCCAGCUUACUUCACAAAAGCCAGCUCAAUCUGCUUGCGGGAACACUGUUCGGGGCAUCGUAUAUUCCUGUGUUCCCAAGGACACAGAAAAGUUCAUGUUCGGUCUUGAAAGCCUUGCAUACCUUCGCGGCAUCAAGGACGUAGAGAUUACUGGGCUACCAGAGUGGUAUACGAAGUGUCUACAGUUAUCAAUCCAAGGUAGAGGCGGAGGCGUCGAGAAGAUAGAUUGGCCGCUUGUGGAAUUCAGGCGCCGCGCGAAGGGGAACAGCACGCAGUGGAAGAAGUAUUUGGUGUCGGCUCGCAAGUGGCAUCAACCUACACUGAACUGGAAGGAGUUUGCCGAGCGCAACGAAAUCACUACUCCAGCUGAUAUUGAGGAUCUCUAUGCGGCUGACGGGUAA